UAGCUUAUUUCUGCGACACCAGAACACUUGCAGCUCUGCGUAUCUUCUAUCAAAAGUCAUAGCAUUGCCUUCCUGUGCUGCCUUUCGACCGACCCUCAACCACGUCAGUCCAGAGCCCGGGAAUUCUUGUUCCCAGAGCCCAAUCAGAUGUUCUCCUUCUUUUUGCGGGGAAGGUCGGGUAAGAAAGAUGAGCACCAUUACUGCAAAAUUUGUGAUAUACAGUGCAAGAAAAAACACCAUUUGGAGCAGCACAAUAUGGGGAAACAACAUUUAGCCAAAGUGAAGGCUGCCGAGGCGCUUAAGCCUACUGCAAAGAUGGCAGAACAGUCAGGGCCGAGAAUGACCGUGAUAGUCCUUGGAAAAGCCAGGAAAAGAUAUCAAAUAUCGCACGACGUGCUAUACGAUGCUUCUCCAUAUUUCCGGGAACUUUGCGACAAUAGCGCCGAGUCAGUCCAGGAUUUCAGCUUCCGGGUAGAGGAGGAAUGUGAACAAUUUGGGAUCUUCAUCUAUUGCCUUGAAAAUCAGGAUUUGAAUAUUCCCACUCCCAUAGGGGUGGUGCCAGCAUUGCUAGAGCUAUAUUUCGUCGCAGCCAAAUACCAAGUCAGCUUCUUGCAGGAUAGGAUCAUGGAUCACCUACUAAUUAUGAAGCGCUGUCCACAAGAAUGGAACAUCAAACGAUUGUACGAGAAUACGAAUACUACCUCGAAGCUCCGUUGGCUUUGUGCUUGUGAUACCACUUGUCUUCUUCGUUCCUCUGCGAAAGAGAUACCUGCUUCACAGGAUUCAAUUGAGUAUAAGUUACUGAGCGCAGCAAAAGAAUGUCCCGAGUUUGCAUUUGAUGUUUUCCGAGUUCAGCUAAUAUACAAUACCUGCAAUUGGCCCGGAACAUACAUGCAUGAUUUUCAUGCUUGCGAAUUUCAUUGCCAUGAGGCUAACAAGCCAUGCCUCCACAUUAAUUUUGACGGAUCACCCAGACUUCCUGGUAGUUUUGUCAAUGCACGAAAUUUUGAUGGAGCUUUCAGCGAUAGCUCAAAUGGAAGGGUCUUGAGGAAAAGACAACGCGAUCGAAAUGGCGCUGAGAGUAGCAUCGACAGAUUAGCUAGAAGAAAGGUCGAAGCGGUCAUUGUGAAAGACGAGCCCAACGUAUCGCAGGAAGAUGGGACAUAG
This is a messenger RNA of Botrytis deweyae, 1167 nucleotides long. RefSeq lists its product as uncharacterized. The record is from RefSeq and is a predicted model, not a curated record. Lineage: Eukaryota; Fungi; Ascomycota; Leotiomycetes; Helotiales; Sclerotiniaceae. The coding region runs from base 148 to 1167 and encodes 339 amino acids. The transcript is spliced from 2 exons.